Molecule: messenger RNA, 2585 nt
Organism: Protopterus annectens (West African lungfish)
Lineage: Eukaryota; Metazoa; Chordata; Ceratodontiformes; Protopteridae
Exons: 6
Coding region: 319-2427 (702 amino acids)
Biological process (GO): regulation of DNA-templated transcription
Molecular function (GO): DNA binding
Source: RefSeq, a predicted model, not a curated record
GGUUGAGCAGUUUGAAAACAAAGCAUAAACAAGCACAAGGCUUAGGGCUACGGACUUAAAAAGAGCCGUGCUUUUUGUGUGCAUCAUUCUUUUCCUCUUGUUUCUUCCCUCGUGCUGCUUAAUUGCAAGGGAUCAUGUUGCUUCCUAGUAAGGAUGUAAAUCACAGUGAAAAGUAAAGGCUUUAGUCACUUUUCGAAAGAAAAAGCAGAAAUAAUGGAUUGCUAGUGUUGCAACUUCAGAGGAUGAAGACUGGCAAAUGUCUUGCUGAGUAAGGCAGUUUUAUUACAGACGCUUUGAUUAGAGUCAUCAGAAUUCAGCAUGCCUCAUUGCUUUGGCUUUGGCUGUUCCAGUGACACCAAGAAAAAAGAAGAGGGUAUUAGCUUUUAUAGAUUUCCAGCUACUGAAGCCCUGGUUAAGCAAUGGGUUGUUAACUGUGGCCGAGAUGUGGGUAAUGUAGAUUCAGUUGCCCAGUUGAUUCUGGAUGAUCCUAAGGGCUACAUAUUCCGAGUGUGCAGUCAGCAUUUUACUGAGGACUGCUACAAACAAGACUCAAAGACAGAAGUAAUCGGCUUACGGAUGUGUAAAAGGCUAAAAGGCAAUGCAGUCCCAACAAAGUUUGUACAACGACCUGAAAAGGCAACAAGAAGUAACAGAAAUGAGAGUUGGUUUAAAAAACAAGUUUGUAAAGCAUCAGUGGAUACAUUCUGCCAGACAGAUGACAGAGGUGAUUUCCAACACCAUUCUGUGACCAGGGACACUGGGUGUCAGACAGAUUUCAUUAACCAUCUUCCACCUGUAGAAACUGUACCACUUCAUACUGAUAAGCUACCAGAAGCAUUAGAGGAUGUUUCAUUUUCUUUCACAAACGAAGAGUGGAAAAUGCUAACUGAGCUAGAAAAGGAUCUGUAUUGGGAAGUAAUGAAGGAAAAUUAUGAAACCAUGAAUUCACUGGGUUACCAAAUUCCAAAGGAACAUUUGUUAUCACUGUUUGAGAAGGCUCAGGAACCUCUUGUCCUUGAUGGUAUCAUUGCUCAGCAAGUGAGGAAGGAGUCUCAUCAGCAAGAGACAUCAAAAAUCACCCUUGUUGGGAAGAAAAGAAGACUAUUUGAAGAACCUGAAGGCAGCUACAUUAUCUCUGAAGAACCAACUCUGUACCUUUGUGAAGGAGAAAAGCAGCCUCCCCAGUCUUUAUCCCCACCUUUAAAAAAAGGUAAAAAAACAAAAAUUGCAAAUCCGCACCUUUCCUUAACAGAUGAGCAGCUUGACUUGCUUGAAGAAUCAAAAUCGGAACCUAGUACUAAAAAGGUAAUGUUUUGGGCUCGUCAAACUUUUAAUGGUUGGUGUAGUCAAAACCAGCUAAAUUUUGACAUAAAAACAGCACCAGCAGAAGAAAUCAACAGUGUUUUAAGAAAAUUUUAUGGUGAAGUCCGUAAUGGAACUGGUGCAGAAUACUCUGUUUCAAGUCUAUUUGAACUUCGGGCUGGGUUAAAUCGCUAUAUAAAUAGUCCUGAUGUAAAUCGUGGCCUUAACAUCAUUUCUGACCCCCAAUUUACCAGUAGCAAUAAUGUUUUUGUUGCUGUCGUAAAGCGAUGCAGAAAAGAGAGAGAAAAUCUUGUUGCACAUCACCCAGCACUUAGUGAAUCUGACUUGAUCAAGUUAAGGCAUUCUCCUGCCUUGUCCCCUUUGACUGCAGCUGGCCUUGUCCGCAAAGUCUGGGUGGAUAUUCAGCUGUAUUUGGCAAAGCGUGGCACAGAAGGACUGCGAGAUCUCAAACCAAACUCAUUUGUAAUUCAUAUAGAUGAAAAUGGGCUGCAGUACAUUUCCCUCAAGCAUACAGAUGAAUCUGAAAACCACAAGUACUUUACCGAGCAAAACAAACUGAAGGUAAAAGGAUUUAUUUAUGAACUCCCUGGAGACCCUUUGUGUCCAGUGCAAAGCUUCAAAAAAUACAUAAGCAAAUUGCCUGAAAAUGCACCUGCUCUGUUUUUGCACCCAAUAAGAGCAAGCCAGAUAUAUUUUGGGGGAUCCCCAGUUUGGUAUGCAAAACCUAUGGGAAUAAACUAUCUCUCUGGAAUGAUGCCCAGACUUAGCAAAGAAGCUGGUUUAUCUCGUGUAUACACUAAUCAUUCUCUCAGGACAACUACAGUUCGUCUGCUGCAGAGUGCAGGAUCCCAGGCUAGAGACAUAAUGGCAGUCAUGGGACUUUUGCCCAAUCCUUCUGUUUGGACCUGCUGGCCUCCUCUUUCCCAAGGAGCACAAAAAUGGAGCAACACUCUUCCACAACAGAAAACAGUGACCACCACUGAGCAGGCAUCAACUUCUACAACAAGCAAUGUAAUACAAUCAGUUCCUCAGGAAAAGUUCUCAGGAUUGCCAUUCCAACUUCUAAACUAUUCUUUUCCUGGACAGGUUAAAUUUAUUUUCUAAAUGCUAAAAUCUGUUAUUUUACCACACAUCUGAAUUUAAUGUGCACCUUGUAAUAUAAUCUGUUUGGAUCCCCUACCACAACCAUAGGCAUGUAGUUUUCAGACCAGUUUCUGCUUCAACAUGAAACCAUGGUAAUAAAUGUUUCUUUGUAUCUCUUA